Molecule: messenger RNA, 3880 nt
Organism: Bursaphelenchus okinawaensis
Lineage: Eukaryota; Metazoa; Nematoda; Chromadorea; Rhabditida; Aphelenchoididae
Source: the annotation of a GenBank genome assembly
AUGGCAAAACGAAAAAUCAAGGUGAACCCAACAAUUCAUGACAUUUUUGACGAUUUUGGUGAAUGGACCUCAAUUCAUGCCAUACCUCACGUAGCGUUGGCGGAUACUGUAUGUAUAGCCUUCUUUUGGAUUAUUGUAUUCUUGGUUUGUGCUUGUAUCAUGAUCUACAUGAUAUACAACUCAUUUUCCAAUUUUUUGUCAUACCCAACUACAUUAACAUCGAGACAAGUUAGUGGUCAACAAGACUUUCCCUGCGUUACAGUAUGCAAUGGAAGUCCGUGGAGGUUGUCUGGGGCUGGUAAUACUCCACUAGCGGAUUUGGUAAGGUUAUGGUAGAGUACGACAAGGUAGAGUACAGUAAGACAAAUUACUGUAAGAUGAGGUAAGAUAUGGUAAUUUAAGGUAUGGUAGAGCAAGGGCAGGGUAAGGAUAUGCCCAAUGUAGGACAAGGGUACGGUAAAAGUGGGGAAAGAGUAGGGUAGGAUAGGGUAGGGUAGGGUAAGGUAGGGUAGGGUAGGGUAGGGUAGGGUAGGGUAGGGUAGGGUAGGGUAGGGUAGAGUAGGAUAGGGUAGGGUAGGGUAGGGUAGGGUAGGGUAGGGUAGGGUAGGAUAGGAUAGGGUAGGGUAGGGUAGGGUAAGGCAGGGUAAGGUAGGGUGGGGUAGGGUAGUGAUAGGUAUGUUACCACCAACCUGCUAUACCUAUAUUUUUAGAUUGAUGCCUACAAUGCUGGAGCAACUUCAUCUCAAUUUGGCUUUGAAAAGCCCUUUACUAUGAAGGAUGCUAUGAGGGCCAAGACUUGGACACAGUUUAUGUAUGAAGACCUCAAGGCAGCUGAUGAGAAUGUACGUUUGAAAAGAACCGGGGUGGGCCAAAGGAAACAUAAAAAAAGGGUCUAGCCGAAAAUUUGGACCAGACAGAAAAACUGGGCCCAGCCUAGUCUCAAGGUCUAGUCAAGAUGUCUUACAAGACGUAUUUCAGGGAACAGCGACAUUAACAUACGAUUUUCUGGAAGAUUUGAUGAUAAGUUGUGAUUACCUACAAGCUUCUUGUGACUUUACGUAAGUGGUCCAAAGCUAAUUUUUCUAAAAAACUUUGUUGUCCUAGCCAAAAUUACAGUACCAUGUUUAUAGUGGAAACAUUGACUACUUUUAUGACGCAUAUUUUGGAAAGUGUGCCAUAAUAAACUCAAAUGCUUCUUGGAUUACGACUAGAGCUGGGCCUAAUCAGGGGAUGAGAUUGUUUGUUAAAACCCCCGUUGUUGACUACCUACCUUGGGUUCAGACUGAAGGCGUGGUGUUUUAUGUGCAUGGUACGGUAAGGCUUUUGAUCAUUGACCUAUCAUACUAAAACGUACCGUAUGUACCGUACCAUUCGGUGCCGUACCGUGCAUUACCGUACCGUACCGUACAGUACCAUACUGUAUCCUACCUUACCCUACCCUACCCUACCCUACUCUCGCUUCAUCAUACUGUACUCAGCCUACCAUAGUUAAGCCUACUAUCUUAGCUUACUCUACCUUAGGUUUUUGUACUUUGGAGUAGCUUACCUAAGCCUACUGUAACUUAGCCUGAUCUACCCUCUGUUUAGGCCUACGGUGUCUUAGCUUGCUGUCCCUUCGUAUUUCCUGACCUAGCCUACAUGUCUUAGCCUACCAUAUCUAAACCUACUGUACCUUCGCCUACUAUAGGUAAGCCUACCUGACCCGAUCUUAACUUAUCCUUCUUUAACUUACUGUACCUUUAGCUAUCCGUACUAUAUUAUGUUUAUGUAAUUUCAGAACGAAACACCAUUUGAAGACGCCUUUGGCUACUAUGCCAGUGUUGGUCAUGUGUCAUCAGUUGGAGUAGUCUACUUUGAUCGACAAAAACUUGGCCACCCAUACUCAAACUGUGUUGAAAAAUCGACAAAUCAAAACAAUUACUAUAGUAAUGACUAUGAGGUACUCAAAUUUGCUAAUCAUAUCUUAUUAUCUUCUGCGUUGUGCAGUAAUCUUAAGCUCUGCAUUGUGCAAUACAAUAAAUCAUUGCACCGUGCAAACCAAUAAAAUAAUGCACCGUACAAUCUAAAUAAUUUUUGCACUGUGCAAACUAAUAAAAGGCUGCACCGUGCAAUCUAAAUAAUCUUUGCACAGUGCAAACUAAUAAAAGAAUGCACCGUGCAAACCGAUAAAAUAAUGCACCGUACAAUCUAAAUAAUUUUUGCACUGUGCAAAGUAAUAAAUCUUUGCACUGUGCAAAAUAAUAAAAGAAUGCACCGUGCAAUCUAAGUAAUCUUUGCACCGUGCAAAACUAUGAAAUAUCAUUAUUUUUUUAUUUUAGGUCGAAGCCUGUCUCCGAAGUUGCCUCCAAGAUGAAAUUAUAAAAGAAUGUGAAUGCUACGACCCUCAAUACAACUACCCAUCCGAUGUGACAGUACCAUCUUGUUAUAAUACUGAUGAUCCUAAUACGGCUAGUGAGCUUAAAAAAUUGAAAAACAAGACAAAAUCUACUCACUACACCACCAAAAAUUGAAAAAAAAUUUUACCAUGCCCCACCUCCCAAAAAAAAUUUUUUUUACCCCCGCCCAUAUUAAAAGGUGAAAAACGUUUCCUCUCCUACCCACAAACAAAAAAAGCGAAAAAAUUUAAUCCCCCCCCCCUGGUUCCCCCUCCCCCGUCUACUCCCCCCCCCCUCCCUCCGCGUUCGGGUUUGUGUAUCUAUAGUUACAAAAUACCACCCCUCCCUCCUUUUUUUAAUUUUACAGUACCCCAAGAAUGACAUUAUAGUAAAAUAUCGUUUUAGUGGACUGUACCCUAGCCAUUGUCAAUUCACUUGACACUUCAGCCAAUGGCACGUUCGAUAUUAACAGUUGUGACUGUUUACCUAGUUGUGAGUAAGUACCGUAUACCAUUUGUCAUGCUAUAAUUUCAGUCUAUCUUAUUAUCAAAUCUCAAUGUCGACAGCUACAUGGCCUGCUAAAACAUAUACUGUAAGUUUUAAAAAUCAAAAAAGUUUUAAUAAAACAUUUUUAAAUUGAAAAAAAAAAUCAUUUUAAUAUCUACAGCCAGCUGAAUGCUUAAACACAUCAAUAAGCUCACCUUAUUGGAACAGUACGUCCACUUGUAUCGACUGGUACAAACGAAAUACAGUAGGAAUCGAAGUUUAUUUUGAGAGAACUUCAUGGGAAACUGAUUUGGAAGCCGCUUCGUAUACGGGAAGUACCCUACCCUACCCUACAGUACCCUACCCUACCCUACAGUACCCUACCCUACUCUACCAUACCGUACCCUAUCCUACCCUACCCUACCCUACUCUACCCUACCCCCCCCUACCCUACAGUACCCUACCCUACUCUACCAUACCGUACCCUACCCCCCCCUACCCUACAGUACCCUACCCUACUCUACCAUACCGUACCCUACCCUACCCUACCUUAUUCUACUUUAUUCUACCUUAAUAAACUGCCAUUUUUCAGUGGAUCAACCUAGUUGCAGACUCUGGAGGUCAACUAGGUUUAUGGCUAGGAAUGAGUGUAAUAUCAGUCGUUGAGCUUCUUAUCCUAGCCGUAAUUGCCAUAGCCUACAUGAUAGUGAAGCCGAAAUCGGCCGAACUGGUAGAUUACGACUAUUUCGAAGAGUUUAAUAAAGAAGUAGGCUUAUUACUGUAUUUUUACAGUGUCCUUUUUUAAUUAGUUAAAAUGUGUCAUUAUGACAUAUUUUUUGAACAUCUUUUUUUUUAAUUUUCGGAAAAAAAAAUUUAUUUUGAAAUUUCAGUUGAAAAAGCAACAAAAAGAAUUGGUGGGAUCAAAGCACGGAACGGUCGAUCUACCUCCGCCAGUUACCGAGCCAGCACCGGUUAUACCUAUUACUGAUAUUACCUCAACAGCAGCUCAAUCUAAUUAA